GCGUAAACUACCCAAUAUUUACCUUGAAUUUUGUAGCAAGGCAUCCUCUCUUGAUAAAUGAGAAUAACUUCACAUUUUGAGUUGAUAAUGUAUUGUUGAAUUAAUUUUGUGUUUCGAUUUACUUUUCUCGUUAGAAUACCCUGUGAAAGAAACUUUAAAAGUAUUAUUUGGGCGGUCGGCUUAUAAGAAGUCUUUCGCGGGAUAUAAUGAUAGGUAUCUGGCACAACCACGAGAACACCGUGGCGCUGAGCGGUGGCGGCGCUGGUCGUGGUCGAUAGUAUUACGGCGCGCGCCCGCGUCGGCCCCACAGUGCGCACGCCCCGACAACCAUGGUGCGCGACAAGAAGUCGCCGCACAAAUCCGACUCCGUCAAAUCUAGUACGAACUUAGUGGGCAAAUUCACGCAGAGCGUCCGUCGGAUAGUUCAAGAUGUCAAAGACGAGGGCACUUCUAGCGGGCAGACAAAGGAAGAGGUGAUCGAAACGAAUGAGAGGCUUCGGGCGGUACGAGUAAGACUCGAUGAGAACUAUGACACGGCGAAGAAGGCACUCGUAACCUUGAUGGCGCGGUACAGCGAAUCGAAAUCCCAGAGGAAUGUGUUCACCAGAUAUCCUAUGCUGAAGGCCAUGAUUAAGGAUGUGAUUCGCCUCGAAACCCAGUACUGGUCGCUGGUUGAGAUUCCACGACAAGAGAAGGCGGAGACAGUUCCAGCAUUUGUGCUCCGUGCAUGCGCCAUCAUGGAGAAGACACAAAAGUCUGGAGAAGGUGUGAAGACAUCUUCAAAGCUGGCGGAAGAGGCGGCAGAUAGAAGGGAGCGGAUAGAGAGAUUAAAUGAUAUGACAACAUCUCAAAUAGAAGCCGAGAAUACGCAAAUGACAAAUGAUUUAUACCGACUUCUGAAAAAAUAUACUGGAUUGCGGAAUCUCAUCAGGGAACUCAAGUCAGAGUACGUCAGCUCGAAAAUAUACCCGAUGUUUCCUCGGUACACUAUGCUGAAAGAUAUGAUCAAGGACAUCAUGCAUGAUCCUGAUUACAUGGAAGUCUGCCAUGAGGUUGACCCAUAGCGCGGGGUGCGCAAAUAAAUGAGGCACUCCUUCACCGACCGCCAGAGGUCGAGUCGUCGCUAGCAGGAUGAGGCAAUCACGGAAGCAAGAGCAAGAAAAGUUGUCACCGUCUACCACUUAAAUUGCAAUGUUUGAAUACGAUUUCUAAUUACUGACAGUAGAAGAAAAUUGACCGGGAUGUUAU
This is a messenger RNA of Achroia grisella, 1248 nucleotides long. RefSeq lists its product as uncharacterized. The coding region runs from base 330 to 1064 and encodes 244 amino acids. NCBI's taxonomy places the organism in Eukaryota, Metazoa, Arthropoda, Insecta, Lepidoptera, Pyralidae. The record is from RefSeq and is a predicted model, not a curated record. The transcript is spliced from 7 exons.